Molecule: messenger RNA, 464 nt
Organism: Aspergillus candidus
Lineage: Eukaryota; Fungi; Ascomycota; Eurotiomycetes; Eurotiales; Aspergillaceae
Exons: 2
Coding region: 60-335 (91 amino acids)
Source: RefSeq, a predicted model, not a curated record
CUUGCAUCGAGGUCACCGUCAUAACAUCUAUUGGACUCUCAGGUCAACAUACUGGUACCAUGCGGUACAACGAUAAAGAGGUAUGCGACGAGAGCAAGACUGACAACGAGGGCACCACGCAUUUCAAGUGCGAGGAAGGCUUCGCCCUCGAGUACAAAACAAAAAAGGACCCAACGAAGGGGGCAGAUGCCUGGCUCACGUACCCGGGGGCAGACGAAGUCGAGGUUGAGCUGAAACUCUACAAUCAAAUAAACAAUCCAGGAUGUGCGGGAGGUUCAAUCCCAAUUACCUGCCACAGGUACUUUUAUUCGUUCGAGGGGGAAUACUGCGACUGACCGGGUUGAUUUCUCUCCUUGCUAUGUCUGUUUUCUUUCACUUCGCUCGAAUUUUACCUGAGUGUGAUGCAGCUUUUGCUGUCUCUUGGACACCAGUAUGCCCUAGGUACUAGCAAUGCACUGCGCUGG